Messenger RNA from Teleopsis dalmanni, 1881 nucleotides. Its product is annotated as pickpocket protein 28-like. The record is from RefSeq and is a predicted model, not a curated record. NCBI's taxonomy places the organism in Eukaryota, Metazoa, Arthropoda, Insecta, Diptera, Diopsidae. Bases 89 to 1750 code for a protein of 553 amino acids. Gene Ontology annotation, biological process: sodium ion transmembrane transport. Gene Ontology annotation, molecular function: ligand-gated sodium channel activity. The transcript is spliced from 6 exons. Gene Ontology annotation, cellular component: membrane.
CAAUAAAACCUCUGAGCUGAUAAGGAAAUGAAUCAGAUUAUGAAAGGAUUUCAUAUUGAAUAUACAGAGGAAAAUAUACAGAGGAAAGAUGAAACCUCCAGUUAAAACCAAGCAUUCUAAAAAUACAGAGUUUAGUCUCACAAAUAUUUUGAAAACAAAACUGAAGAAUAGUUUUAAGCUAUUAGUGACUAAUACGAAAGGGUUUUGUGAUAAUACAUCUAUGCAUGGUGUUAAAUACUUAGGGAGUAAGGAUUUGUACACUUUCGAAAAAUCGUAUUUCCUUUUGGCUAUUAUAUCUGUUAUAUUAUUUAUUGGAUUUUUCGCACUGAAAGCCUUUGAUAAAUGGAAUAUUACACCUGUCAUAGCUUCAAUCAAUCCAAAGCAAUAUAUUAUAACUGAUGAGCCAUUCCCAGCGGUUACAAUAUGCAAUUUAAACCAAGUAGACAAAGAUAAAGUGGAACACUUUAAGAAAAAUUCCACAGAAUAUGCUAUGACCCAAAUGCUAUGUAGACGUCCAUUAAAGCAAUUCUUGAAUUCAUCCAUCGGUGAUUUUAACAACAUGAGAGAUUUUAUUUGGAAUAUUUCUCAACGUUGUUCGGAUAUGGUUAUUUCUUGUCAAUUUGGCAAUAGUGUGUAUGAUUGUCAGAAAUUAUUUAAUCCAGUUAUAACUGAUGAUGGUCUCUGUUGUGUAUUUAACACUGUACAUCCGAAAUUUCUUUAUAAAAUUAAAACUGAGAAAUACAACACGAACAUCGAUGACACCACACCAGUAGAAUGGAGCGCAGAGAAAGGUUAUCAUAGUAAAUUACCUAAAGAAUUUUAUCCACGACGUACUGUUGGUGUUGGAGAAACCUUGGGUCUAAGCAUAGCACUUUACGCUGAUGCAGGAAAUUAUUAUUGUUCAACUGGUAAUGGUAUCGGAUUUAGAAUUUCCAUAUACAAUCCCUCAGAUUUUCCAAAUAUGCGAGAAAUUGGUUUACUACUUUCAGUAGGAACUGAGACAAGAAUUCGUCUUAGUAAUGAACGCACUGAAUCUGCUUUAAAUUUACGCAGCUUAGAUACACAAUAUAGACGAUGUGUAUUUCAAGAUGAGAGGGAAUUGAAUUUUUUCACCCAUUACACACAACGUAAUUGCAAUAUUGAAUGCCUAACGAAUAUUAUCCUCAAGAAUUGUGGUUGUGUUGAGUAUUUUUCUCCACGAUUUUAUGGGAAUGAAACUAUCUGCGGUAUACGUGAGGAACAGUGCGUAAGACGAGUACGAGUGCUUGCUACGACAGCUGAAGACGGACGUUUCGAUUGCGACGAUAUUUGCCUGCGUAGUUGUUUUGAUUUGACCUAUAUGCCAGAUUUCUUUUCAGCUAUAAUGUAUGAACCACGCAUAUAUGCCACUAAUCCAAAAAUGCAGAACUUGAGUGCGGAUGAAGUGUUGGAAAACAUUGCUAUGGUUAACUUGUAUUUUGCAGAGAAUGUCUAUAGAAGUACUAAGCAGAGUGAGUUUAUAGGCACAACGGAUUUUUUGUCUAGUGUUGGUGGCAUUAUUUGUUUAUUUUUCGGUUUUAGUUUUGUCUCAAUUGCGGAGCUUAUAUUUUUUAUUUUAAUACGUUCAUUAGUGCAAAUACCAGAUCAGUGGAAACAUCAAGUCAACAACUUAAAUAAGAAAUCAGUUGUGAGUGGCAAAAUCUCUACUUUGUCACAUUUUGUUGAGAAUGAUCAACGUUGGGCGACAAAACAAAGAAUUGCUGUUAAAUAGCAAGGUUUCUAUAUAAACCAAUAAUAUAUAAUAUAAUACAUAUUUAUUUAUGAUUUAUGAUUUAUGAAAAUGAAAACAAAACAAGCCAAAAGCACCAGCUAGAUGGUUUGAAACCCAGAAAGGCUUAAAGU